AUGCCAUCCCAACUUGAGAUCACUUCCAGCAGACUGCAUCGAUCCAAAUCAGCUGCGUCUGUGAAAGAGCGACGCAAGCAUCCCAUCACAUCCGAGCCACAAAACCCUGAGGCAUCCCGCGUUCAUGCCCUCAUUGCCGCUCAUCGAGCCAUGGAUCGAUCCCAGUCUCAUUCCUCGACCGACCUCUACCGUGCUCACAGCAACGCAAGCGGUCGAAGUAAGGCCACUGUCCAACAUCACGUGCAGUUCUCCCCUGCUACACAGCUGCGGAAUCAGAGAUCGGUCCUUCAGGGCGGAGCCCCUCGCCUAAGUGCCGCAUUACAAGUGCCUAACGAGCCAAGAAAGAUACAUGCCUACGCUGAGAUCGAGCCAUCGGAGUUCGGGCCUGUGAGCGAGACCUUUGGUGCAGAGCCGUCGUCUUAUCGAAAAAUUCGACGCUCUAAAUCACUCCUAACGCCUCGACGUCGUUCGUUUACUCCCCGCAGCCCUCAUACGCCACUCAGUCAGGCUCCAACAUUGCGCCAUGCAGUCAGCAACGCGAACAUCAACAUUGACGGCGCAUCUGAGCCGACUCUGGGUCUUCGAAUCAGGAAGUCAUUCAAUCUCCUCCGUCCUGCAAGCCGAGUUCCCAUUGACAGAAGGGCCGAGACGAGCACAGGCUACCACGAUGAAGCAGUCUCCUUAGCUCGCAACCAGUUCCUCGAUGCUCCUGGGCCGCCACAGGCUGAGAGAAAGCCAUCAUUCAUCCUUCAGAAAAUCCGACGUCCAAAUAAGGCUUUUCGAAAGAGCGUACGUUCUCAAGCCUUCACGGACGCCGUGAACACCACCAGCUCAGACCCGGCGGUUGUUGGCAACAUGCUACCUGUGUCCGCCAAGCGUUCCUUCUCGGCGACGGUGAGGCACCGAUUUAUGAAAGCCUUUGGCAAGUCUGUUUCCAACAAGGCAACAUUGCCACCUCAGCAGCUUGAAGCAACCCGCCGUCAUUUCAGCACGGAACUUGAAGAGCCAGACCAUUCCACAAGUUUCGACGAUUAUCACGUUGACGAAGACGAUGAACGUCGCCAGAGUUUCUACGUCCCAUCUCAGCCUAGUGCCGAUAUGGAGGAAGAGCUUGAUCGUCUCUCGCCAACAUUCAACCCAUCGACGAGCCGGGAGAGUUUACACUCGGCAACCUCUCGCUCCCGUGUUACAAGCUGGACCAAUUCAUCGACCACCUCCAGUGCACUUCGUGCUGGUGGCCUCGAGCGCAACCGGCUGUCAAUCAUCAAGGAAGAUGGCGGACCACAUCAGCCCUCUUCGUCGGCAGGACGCCAUAUUGGUGGCAUCGGCGUUUUUCAAGACCCACUUCCGAAUGAGGAUGAAAAUGGACAGCCUAUGCCUCCCGUGGACAGUCAGCGAAUCUACUCGGCCUUGAUGAGACGUAUCGGCGGGGAGGAGGCCGAGAUCGAGCACACUCGGACCGCUCUUGAAGAAAUUCAUAACAAUCAAGAACUCAAUCACGACAACAAAGCUCUUGACGCCGGAAAAUCUACAAUCAGAGCUGUGUCGAUGACCACUCAAGCAUCUUCGAUGAGCGAUGGUGGAGAGGGAAACUGCAUUAAUCCCGUCACUGGCGCGAGUGUAGACCCUGCACAGCACCAGGCUAACGUUGAGCGCCGGAGAGAAGAAUUAGUCUCACAGGCAAAGCAGCAGAGCUUCUUUCCCUUUUCCGAGCAGCGUAAACGAGCGACGCCAAGUUCAUUUCGCAAACUUCUCAAUGAGAGAAAAUCCGAAGACUUACUACGAUCCAGUGGAGGUAGUCCGACGUCGAAUACCAUACUUGCCCACAAACACAAAAGUGAUGCGCUGCAACGAAGUCACAUCUGCCUAAGCAGUGAGAGUAUCUACUCUCGCACCACAAAUGGAGGUCCAAACGAAAGUUAUGUGCCAGCUAACGUCGGCUCUGACGAGCUGGACUGCCCUCUUCAAGAGGUUGACGACGACAUCGGAAUGGCUACGAUAAUUCCGAACAGAUAUCAACCACGACUUCAAGUAGAGAAUGAGGCCAAGCCAUCCACUGCCAAUAGCAGCGAGCGUGAAUGGAAAGGCUGGAUUCAGGGUCAGGUCGACACACUUACCCGGUUUGAUUCUAAGACUGCCAGCCACUACCGCGAACAUGCCCAGAUCGACCCAGAGGACGUCGGUGUUGGCGGUGGCGGCUUUGGACGACCAACUUCUCGGGCUAGUACUGUCAAAAACUUUCCUCUUCUUGAUCUGAAACAAGUUUCGAGCCACGUUACGCCGGUGCCGAAGCGGAAUUCAAGCUUGACAAAGAGCCACAGCGGACUUCUGAAACAAGCAAGUGCUAUCGAUCUCAAAGCAGACUCUGACAAGAACGAUGACACGCAGAAGUCGAGCGGAACACUUCGGAAGAUCAGUCCUGGCAAUAUUGCUCGAAUGCUGAAGGAACGCAAAAGUCAAAUUCUACGCAGCAAGCACGAGGACGUAAGGAAGGAGAAUAGACCGUCCCCAAGAAGCGAGUCUCCGCCCAUGAGUACGCCUGGACGACUUGGACUUCAAAUGCGCAGCGGCAAUGGCAGGCUUCGCAAACGAGCCAGUGAGUCGGUGUUCAGCUCCAAAGACGACGACUACCCCACAAUCAAGAAGUCUAGCACGCCCGGUCGUCUGAGAGCGCUAGAGAACGACGAGAGCCCUACAGACAGAGUCAAACAAUCACUCUCGGCCAGACUCAGCCGACCUUUCAACAUGGAUGUGCCGGAGCCAAACCGCCCGUUCGACAGCAUGUAUCUUGGCAAGACUGCCGCGGAUGAUAUGGCUUCUGGUAGGUUGAGUGUUGCGCCUCGCCCUUCCCAGCGCGGGCCUGGGGGAUAUGGUGGGCUUGGGGCGAACCCGUUUGACGGUGAAUUGGAUACCGCUCUUCCUGAUAUUGAGCUCAAACAGAAGUUGCCGAGUGGUGACAGCGGGAAGGGAGGUUUUGCUGGUUUGUGGAGUAGCAAGCGGAUGGUAAGCGACUUCCUCAAGAAGAGACGGAUGAACGGAUCAGACGAGGAGCGGAAUAGGGAGCUAAGUCCGGCAUUUGUUUGA
Cyphellophora europaea CBS 101466 is the source of this 3084-nucleotide messenger RNA. RefSeq lists its product as uncharacterized. The record is from RefSeq and is a predicted model, not a curated record. The transcript has a single exon. NCBI's taxonomy places the organism in Eukaryota, Fungi, Ascomycota, Eurotiomycetes, Chaetothyriales, Cyphellophoraceae. Bases 1 to 3084 code for a protein of 1027 amino acids.